UUGUUAGCAUGACGUAGCAUCGAUGCUACGGAAGUAGCAAACCUGUGCAGAAAGAGAUGUGAAACAUGGACCUAAAGUAAAGCCGGCAGCUCAAAAACAAAACAUGAAACCUGCCAUGUUAAAGUGAAAUGCAAAACAACCCGAAAGACAGCUCAAUGCGACUGUCUGAACCACAUCAUGGACUUUCUCACCCUGUUUGCCAUCUACGUGGUGGUGAUGCUGACAUGUAUCUUCCUGGUGUGUAAAUACUCCGGCAAGCAGCACAGCCCGUUAAACAGACUUAUUGAUUGUUUUGCAAAGGUUUUUGCUCCUUUGACUCCACUAUGGCUGCAAAGGUUUUUCCAGCGGAGUCUGCACAGAAUGUUUCAUCAAAGGAACAACAUGUUCAUCUACCUGCACGUGGUCUUGGAGGCCGCCGUGUACGGAGAGUUCACCUACGAGGUGUUCGGCUUCUGCAGGGACAUGGACACUUCUCUGACCAGCCUAUCGGUGCCUUAUAUCCUGCUGGUGCUGAAGACUUUCUUCUUCUACCUCUGCAUUAAGACAGAUCCAGGCACGGUGACGAAGAGCACCGUCUCCGGUCUGCUGCGCGUUUAUCCGUACGACAGGCGGCUGUUCCAUCCCGGAGUCUCCUGUCCGACCUGCCGGCUCGUCAAACCGGCGCGCUCCAAACACUGCGGCGUCUGCGACAGAUGCGUCCACCGCUUCGACCACCACUGCGUUUGGGUGAACAACUGCGUGGGCGCUCGGAACACGGGCUACUUCCUGCUGUACCUGCUCGCCGUGUGCGCCAUGGCGGCCGACGUGGCCGUGCUGACGGCGGACAUGCUGCUCCACGCCGUGCUGCGCUCGGGGCUCCUGGGGGCCAGCUACAUCGACGAGAACGGCGAGCAGCAGGCGGCCGGGUUUCUCUUCAUCGUCCAGCAUCUUUUCCUCACGUUCCCCCGAAUCAUCUUCAUGCUGGGCUUCGUCAUCUUCGUCUUCUUCCUCCUGGCGGGGUACGCCCUCUUCCACCUCUACCUGGCUCUGGUCAACCAGACCUCCAACGAGUGGUACAAGAGUCGGGGGUACGUCUGCCAGCACUGCCACCCCCCCGCCGCGCCCGACGCUCUCUGCAGCCCCGCCCCCAACCACUCCAGGAGAUUCUUCUACAGCAGAGGGCCGCUGCGCAACCUCCGAGAGGUCUUCUGUCCCUGGAGACCGGGGAAGAAGAAAGACAAGUGAAGAAGAAGUUCACGCCUUCGCACGCGACUUUUUACUGUUGGGAGAAUAAAUGGUUUUGACUUCUUUA
This is a messenger RNA of Oryzias melastigma (Indian medaka), 1291 nucleotides long. It is a transcript of the gene zdhhc4, whose product is annotated as zinc finger DHHC-type palmitoyltransferase 4. The record is from RefSeq and is a predicted model, not a curated record. Gene Ontology annotation, cellular component: Golgi apparatus; endoplasmic reticulum. The coding region runs from base 178 to 1224 and encodes 348 amino acids. Lineage: Eukaryota; Metazoa; Chordata; Actinopteri; Beloniformes; Adrianichthyidae. Gene Ontology annotation, molecular function: protein-cysteine S-palmitoyltransferase activity. The transcript has 7 exons. Gene Ontology annotation, biological process: peptidyl-L-cysteine S-palmitoylation; protein targeting to membrane.